AUGAAAUGUAAGCAGUGCGCGGAUACAUGUCUGGAAUUUCAGAGGAUCGACGCCGAGUAUGUGGCAAGCUUUUCGUGUAAAAAUUGUGAUUCGAGUACCACAAAGCACAUAGACGUGGAUCAGGUAAAGGCAAACAUACCAUGCAUGGCCAAAUUCAUCGACAAAGGUGAUGUCUUCAGACUGAUGCUUCGAAAUGGUGUCUGCCCCUACGAGUACAUGGAUGGCUGGCAACGAUUUGAGGAGACAAAGCUACCUCCCAAGGAGGUCUUCUUCAGCAACCUGAACAUGAAAGGGAUCAGCGACAACGACUACGAGCAUGCUCAUAAAGUAUGGAGACGUAUCGCUCCAGAGGGCUCCAAGGUCACCAUGGGCGACUACCACGACGCGUAUCUCACCACAGACGUCCUGCUACUAGCCGACGUCUUCGAGAUUUUUCGAAGCGUGUGCCCGGAGAACUACAAGCUCGACCCUGCCCACUUCUACAGUGCACCUGGUGUCGCCUGGAAGGCAGCACCCAAGUACACAGAGAUCAAGCUGGAUCUUCUCACGGACCCCAACAUGCUCGUGACGUUUGAAAGAGGCAUCCGAGGAGGCAUAACCCAAGCUGUGCACAGGUAUGCCAAGGCGAACAACAAAUACAUGGGGGACCAGUACGAUCCCAAUGAGGAGUCGCCUUACUUGUAUUACCUCGACGCCAACAACUUCUACGGCUGCGCCAUGAGAGAAGACCUACCCACUGAUGGGUUCAAGUGGGUGUUGAACGUUGAGGCCUUUACCGAGAAGCGGUUCGAGAAACUCCUCGAUGACAAAAAGCACGGCUACAUCUUGGAGGUUGAUAUCAACUACCCUGAAAAGCUGCACGACAAGCACAACGAGUUACCCUUCCUGCCGGAGCGAAAGUUGGUUCACAAGGUCGAGAAACUGAUACCAAAAUUGGAACACAGGCAGAGGCACGUGGUACAUAUCAGAGCCCAUCACGAGGCCCUGAAACACGGUCUCCAGCUCAAGAAGGUAUACAGAGUGAUCCAGUUUAACCAGAAGCCCUGGCUGAAAGACUACAUCGACCACAACAGGUUGAGAAUGGCCGCCAAAAAUGAGUUCGAAAAGGACUUCUAUCAGCUCAUGAACCUCUCGGUGUUCGGCAAGACCAUGGAGAACCUGAGGAGCCACCGCAACAUCCAGUUUGUCACCAACGAGAAGAAGUACACGAAGCUCGUCAUGAAGCCGAAUUUCAAGGGCGAAAACUACUUCAGCAGCCACCUCAUGGGCGUGGAUAUGGGCAAGACUGAGGAGAAGAUGAACAAGCCGGUGCAUAUUGGUCAGGCUCUUUUAGAAAUGUCGAAAAUUGUGAUGUACGAGUUCCACUACGACUACAUGCAGCCCCAGUACGGUAGUAAGUUGCGGGUCUGCUAUAUGGACACGGACUCAUUCGUCUACCACAUCAGAACGGAGGACUUUUACCGCGACAUUGCCGACGAUGUCGAGACACGUUUCGAUACGAGUGCCUAUAGCAAGGAUGAUGGCAGACCUCUCCCCAUUGGGAAAAACAAGAAAGUAGUCUCAUGA
Molecule: messenger RNA, 1566 nt
Organism: Hydractinia symbiolongicarpus
Lineage: Eukaryota; Metazoa; Cnidaria; Hydrozoa; Anthoathecata; Hydractiniidae
Exons: 1
Coding region: 1-1566 (521 amino acids)
Source: RefSeq, a predicted model, not a curated record